Molecule: messenger RNA, 907 nt
Organism: Thamnophis sirtalis
Lineage: Eukaryota; Metazoa; Chordata; Lepidosauria; Squamata; Natricidae
Source: RefSeq, a predicted model, not a curated record
GCAUUGUUUGGGGCUCGCUCGCGGGUGUCUGGGUUGCUUUUGGUUGCGAAGUGCGAACCAUGGCUAGCCCUUGCGUCCUUUUGAUGUGCUCGCUGCUGCUGCUGCUACUCCUAGAGAGGGCGUGUGCCCAGGAAACCCCACUGACAGGGAUUGCGGAUAUCUGCUUGCAGCCACGCCUUGAAGGACCCUGUCGGGCCAUACAUUUCAGGUGGUAUUAUGAUAGAUACUCACAAACCUGCAAGGAGUUUACAUAUGGGGGCUGCCAAGGGAACGACAACAAUUUCUUAGAUUUUACAGAGUGUUCAGAAAAAUGCAAAUGGAUCAAAAAAGUGCCAAAAAUAUGCAGGCUGGAAAGUGAGCCAGGAAUAUGCCGAGGUUACAUUGCAAGAUAUUUCUUUAACCUCAGAACGAUGAGAUGUGAAAAGUUUUAUUAUGGAGGAUGUUUUGGAAACGAAAACCGAUUUGACAGCCCAGCCACCUGCAUGGACUUCUGUUUGCCAAGAAGAACUGCUCCUUCAUUUUGUUACAGUCCAAAAGAAGAAGGAUCAUGUUCAGCUUCAGUCUCUCGCUUUUAUUACAAUACUAGGACAAAAACAUGUGAGAGCUUCACCUACACUGGCUGUGGUGGCAACAAUAACAACUUUGUCACAGAAAAAUCCUGUCUCAGGACGUGCAGGAGAAGAACAAAGAAGCAAAUGUCGUUGACCAAAGAACUGGAUGAAUACAAAAAUCUCUCCAGAAAAUGAAUGCUGCACAGUUUCCUAAAUAUGAGAAUCUGAACUAUUUGAAUUUACUGGAAGCUAUAAUUUAUUACCUUAUUAUAUACAGAAAAUAUUAUGAAUAUUUCUGAAAUAUAGGAAAUUACUAUUGUGUAAUUUUAAUUCAUUAUAAUACCAUUGAAGGCACA